Molecule: messenger RNA, 678 nt
Organism: Durusdinium trenchii
Lineage: Eukaryota; Dinophyceae; Suessiales; Symbiodiniaceae
Source: the annotation of a GenBank genome assembly
AUGACAGCGGCUGAAGCCAAGUUCUAUCGGGAUGGUUACGUUCAUCGAACCGUCCUCUUUGACGGCCUGCAAUCCGCAAAGGCGGAGCAUGGCGGCUCGCUGAAUUUCAGUGCCUAUCGUCAGGGACGGGAUCGACAGUACUUGGGUGUCAAUGGCAAGAACUACUACGCCAAGCCUUGGGGAAAUGACUCCUCCAAUAUUCAGGCCGUGAUCAAUGGGCCAGCAUACUGGAAGCGUGUCUACUACCGAGAGAACAUUGCAGCCCGCUUUGCCCGAGAAGAUGCUGAGGCAGCUGAACGCAAGGCCCGGGCAGAAGAAGCCGAGGCGAUGGCUACCGGUACUUCAGUGAGGCGAAGUCAAUCCGACUCCGCACUGCAAAAAGUGGCCAAUCCCGAGAUGGUGAAGGAUGCCUAUGCGCACAUCAAGGAGAAUAUGAAACCAUUUGUGGAGAAGCAAGGCAAACCACGCAUCAGGGCCAUUGGGCCUGGAGAGCGUCUCACGUUCUUCAACACCUUGCAGAACAAAUACCACAUGAAGGCCGGAGGAAAGAACCUCUCCUGGGAUGUAUCGAAGCAGACACACAGAAGCACCAAGAACGAACUUAAUUGGAUCCUCUCCAAUUACUUUCGCACUGAUAGUCAGGCGAUCUUGAAUGGGGCCGGCAGUGAUGAUGCAUAG